Molecule: messenger RNA, 7209 nt
Organism: Penicillium taxi
Lineage: Eukaryota; Fungi; Ascomycota; Eurotiomycetes; Eurotiales; Aspergillaceae
Exons: 3
Coding region: 1-7209 (2402 amino acids)
Biological process (GO): amino acid activation for nonribosomal peptide biosynthetic process; secondary metabolite biosynthetic process
Cellular component (GO): cytoplasm
Molecular function (GO): phosphopantetheine binding; catalytic activity
Source: RefSeq, a predicted model, not a curated record
AUGGCUGUCUCGCUCGCACUACCGUUGUUUUCCACACACAUGGGGAUUCGGCAGGCCCCUCCGGACAUCGAAACGCAAAAAGCCGUGGCCAACGUCCCGUUCACCCACCUGAGCAGCAAGUUUCUUGCCAAUUGGUUGCACGAGGAGAACAAAAACUACUUACAGCUUCUCCAGGCUGCAUGGGCAGUUUCACUUAGAAGUUAUUCUGGCUCUAACGAUUUCUGGUUUAGCUGUCUGAAUUCAAAAAGGUGCUACUGCCAUGUUGAGCCCUCACAGUCCGUGCGGAGCCUUUUUGAUAUCAGCCGCGUCGAGUUGGACGAGGAAGUUAACGCGACUUUCCUGGGGGUCAACUCUGUUGUCUAUGUGGAUGAGGGACACGAAGAAAAUUGUGGCAACACGAGCCUUUAUGCUCUUAAAGAGUUUGAUCUUGCCAUUUAUAUCUCAAAAGGGACAAAGACACAUUGCCCUAGCGUUGGGAUUCACCACAACCUCUCGGUCAUAUCAGCUGAUCUGGCUACGAUGAUUGCGGCAACAGUAGCCAAGGCUACUGAGGAAAUCGUCUUUCAUAUUGACUCUCCGAUUGAAGUGCUCGAUAUAUGUAGUGAUGCAGACAUCAGCUGUCUACUUCAAUGGAACAGUGCACCAGGUGAUGCAAUCUCUUCAGCACACUGCAUACACCACAUAAUCUCCCAAAAAUGCGCUACACAGCCAGAGUCUAUCGGUGUGUCAGCUUGGGAUGGUGAUUUCACCUAUGCCGAGCUGGACUACCUGUCAUCAGCGCUGGCAAUACGGCUCCAACACCUUGGGGUUCGCCCAGAAGCCUUCGUCCCUCUUGUAUUUGACAAAUCAAAAUGGGCAGUCAUUUCCCUGCUAGGUGUCAUGAAAGCUGGCGGUGCUUACUUUUUUCUCAAUCCUUCCCAUCCGAUACACUAUAAUAGCAGUUUGUGCUCAUCUGUGCGUCCUGAAAUUGUGCUAUGCUCGUCGACGCAUAGCACACUUGCUAAAUCUUUUGCGAGCAGUGUCAUGACAAUUGGAGAGGAAUUCUCUCAACUUCUUGACUUAUCAUCUGUCGAUGAAAAUUCUCCACAAUCGACAGCGGAAACAAGCGCCUCCAAUGCCAUGUAUAUAACUUUCACUUCCGGGACUACGGGCAAACCUAAGGGCAUAAUAACUGAACACUCUGCCUUUUACUCUAUGGCUAUGGCCAAUGGCAAAGCGCUUCAAGUCAAUCCUACGACAAGAAUGCUACAAUUUGCAUCCUACACAUUCGAUGUGAGCAAUCGUGAUAUGCUUAUUACACUCAUGUUUGGCGGUUGUAUCUGCAUCCCUUCUGAAGCCGAUCGUCUGAAUGACCUUUCUGGGUUCAUAAAUCGCCAUUCUGUCAAUUUGGCAAGUCUGACGCCAUCUUUGGCCAGUACCCUGACUCCCACUUUAUGUCCGAGUCUUCGAGCAUUGGUUCUUGGAGGCGAGCCUAUGACUGAUAGCCACAUCUCUACUUGGGCCAAACACGUGCGACUCUUCAAUGCCUACGGAGUCAGCGAGAGUUCUGGAAUAGCAGCAUUGGCAUCGGACAUAAGAGCAAAAUUUUCCCCAGGGAAUAUAGGAUUUGGAUGCGGAUCAAAAUUAUGGGUCGCUAUGAUUGAUCAACCCGAAAAACUGGCACCGAUUGGCGCACUGGGUGAAUUGGUUAUUGAGGGUCCAUCCGUUGCACGUGGCUAUUUAGGCGACGAGAAACGAACCGAAAUGAUGUUCACCUCAACUCCGGGGUGGAAGAAAAGGAUUUGUGAACAAUUCAGUAAUGAUCGUUCAUGGAAGCGGUUUUUCCAUACGGGGGAUUUGGUUCGUUACAAUCUUGACGGGUCGCUACAGUUUUUCGGAAGAAAAGAUCAUCAAGUGAAGAUUAAUGGGCAGCGACUUGAGCUCACAGCAAUUGAGCAUCACAUAGCGGCAUGUCUCGACGUAGCCAAAUCUGGCUUUCUUCAUAUAGCCGUUGUAACUGCCAAAAAUGAGGGCAAUGGCUCCAUUAAGCUUCUCGCCUUCCUAGGCCUCGAUACGUCUAGAGAGUCUCACAGUCCGUCUCAAAUGAUGUCAAAACAGCUGAAAGACAUGAAAGUCCUGAAAGCAACACUCAAAAAACACCUUCUGCAUUGUUUACCAACAUACAUGGUUCCAGUUGAUUUCGUAUUUCUGCAAAAUAUGCCGCUCACAACAUCAGGCAAAAUUAAUCGACUCUGUUUACAAGAAUCAGCUGUACAUGCGCUAUUCGACAACCAGACGAGAACCAUUGAUAAAUCUGAUUCAAAUCACAAUCGAAUCGCAGCUACACCCAGAGAAAGAGUCCUUAUCCAUUCCUGGGCUACGAUUCUGGGUAUCAAAGAUGCAAAUUUCGCGCGCCAUGACUGUUUUUUUCGGCGGGGUGGGGACUCCAUUGCAGCUAUCAAAUUGGCUGCCUUCCUUCGUGAGAAUGGCUUCAUAAUAUCAGUGUCUGAUAUCUUCAAGUUCUCAACCCUGUCGGACAUGGCAUCAGUGCUAGUCAAAGACAAUAAGCUUUUGCCACCAGCAGUGCCUGCCCCUUUCUCAUUGAUAGAAAACCCUCAUACCAUACUUGAUGCUAUUUCAGAAGAGCUCCGUAUGCAAAAUGACCAAAUCGAGGAUGUUUAUCCAUGCACGCACAUGCAGCAAGGGUUAAUAGCGUUGACAGUCCAGAAUCCACAUGCAUACAUUGGCAGUUACACCUGGCAGUUGGCAAAAAUGCUUGACGUGGAGAGAUUCACGAAUGCAUGGAAGGCAGUUUGGCUCCACAAUCCAAUUCUUCGUACUAUAGUCGUGCAAAUACCAGACGGUAUCUUUCAGGUCGUCACAAAAGCUGAUAUUCCGUGGGUAAAUGUCACUGACAUCACGAGUUUUGUGGGAGAGAUAGAUAUCAAUCGCGGCCCACUUGUCCAGUUUUAUCUCAGCAAAGACUCUUUCCGGCUAGAUAUUCAUCAUUCUUUGUUUGAUGAGUGGUCUCUUGGUCUGAUUAUCGCACAAGUUGAGCACGCAUACGCCAGGGAAAAGCUUCAUACGCGACCAUUCAGCCCAUUCGUUCAACACCUUCUUCAUGGACGUGAAACUACUAUGGAGGACUUCUGGAUUCAAGAGUUUUCUAGUCUCCAGGCAGAGCAUUUCCCAACUAGCGCAAGGCCCACAAAAAUUGCACAAAUGACUGAGAAAAUAGUCCUGGAACAUCGCCUGCAGCUUGGUACAGGAAUCUCCACCAAGUAUACGCUGUCGUCCAUCGUCCGGUUUGCGUGGGCGAUCAUCCUGUGGCACCAAACAGGUAGUCAAGACGUGCUGUUUGGAGCCACUGUCAGUGGUCGUAACGCAAACAUUAAUGGGAUCGAUCGGCUGAGCGGACCAACAUUGGCAACACUACCUGUGCGUAUCAAACUACGAACAGAUCGACCUGUCCAUGAGGGUCUAUCACAGGUUCAAGACCAAUUUGUCAACAUGAUGCCCUAUGAGCAGACUGGAUUGUCGCGUAUUCGAAAAGCUAGCAAAGAGGCCGCUGAGGCAUGCAACUUCCAGAAUCUACUUGUCGUGCAACCAUAUGAGCAACAAAUGACAUCUCCUUUGUUCGAACCGCCAGAAAACUCAACCUCUUCCUCUGAAAACAUGAAAGCUUUUGCCAGUUAUCCGAUGGUCUUGAUAUGCCGUCCAACAGAAAGCGGAAUCACCAUGAAAGCAGUGUUUGACCCUACUUUUCUGGAACAUGCUGCUGGUUACAGUAUUCUCAGGCAGAUGUCGCAUGUUAUCCACCAGCUCAUUAUGUGCGACUCGUUACCCAUUGCAGAUGUUAGCUCGAUACCCCAAGAGGAUAUGGCUAUGUUGAAAACAUGGAAUCAAUACCUCCCAAAGGCUAUAAACAUUUGUAUCCAUGAUCGCAUUCGGCAACUAUGUAUUGCCCAGCCUGAGGCACUUGCUGUUCACUCAAACAAUUUGGACCUGACAUACGCACAGGUUGAGAGCUAUUCCAAUCAGUUCGCGAAGCAAUUGAUAAGCAUAGGUAUCAUGAAGGGAGAUUUCGUACCCCUCUUACUAGAGAGGUCACCCUGGGUUCCAGUUAUCAUGCUAGCAGUUCUGAAGACUGGCGCUGCAUUUGUGCUACUGGACCUUUCACACCCUCUCAAGAGGCUGCGAACGAUGUGUUCUAUGAUUGAUGCCAAAAUUGUUGUUUCGUUCAAGGAGCACAGUCAUAUCAGUGACAGUCUUCUACUUUCUGUCAUCAUAUUCCACCCCAAAGCUUAUAUGCAGAGUCUUAGUGGACAUGAAUCCCAGCCAAUAGCUGGAGCUACCACCCCUGAUGCACCUGCAUGCGUUGUCUUCAGCUCAGGCUCCACCGGACUGCCUAAAGGCAUUGUGCUUCAACAUAGUGCUCUUACCUCAAGUGCAGCUGUUAUGCGCGACCAUGGAAUGCUUAAAUCUACCAGCCGCGUCUUUCAUUUCGCAUCCUUUGCGUUCGAUAUCAGCAUUGGAGAGAUACUGUUUACUCUUGCGGCAGGAGCAUGUAUCUGUGUACCCCAUGAGGAGGAUCGAAGGGGGAACCCAUCAAAAGCUGCGGGUGAUCUCCAAGCAACUUGGGCACUUCUUACUCCGUCCGUGAUCAAUCUGUUUGAUCCGUCAGAUGUCCCAAAUCUUGAAGUCCUGGGAUCAGCUGGUGAACCCCUUACCCCACAUAUUGUGGAUGUGUGGGCCCACAGAGUAAAACUAUUCGGGAUGUAUGCACCGGCAGAAUGUACUGUUAUUUCUCAUAUCGGAAGAAUAAUGCCCGACACUCACCAAUCCAACAUUGGCCGAAGUCCUGGAGCAGCUUCUUGGGUAGUUGACCCUUUAAAUCACAAUCGGCUCGUCCCUAUCGGUACAGUUGGUGAGUUGAUCGUCGAAGGUCCCGUGGUUUCGUCUGGGUAUCUCAACGAUCCAGAGAAGACAAACAAAGUCUUUAUCACCAGUCCGUCUUGGCUCCCGGAGGUCCGUUCCGUAUCUGGAAGAAUGUACAAAACGGGAGACCUCGUAAGACAGACACCCGACGGCUCACUUCUUUUCAUUGGAAGGAAAGACGACCAGGUAAAAUUGCACGGGCAGAGGCUUGAAGUGGGAGAAGUUGAGCAUGGCAUCACCUCUUUAUGUACGGCCAUCAAAACCGCUGCUGUUGAAUGUAUCAGAAUUCCUGAACAAAACAACCGAGUCACACUUGCUGCGUUUAUUUGUCCGCAAUCAGAUGAAGACUGGGAGCAAUCCUUAAGCGACGAAUCAUUGGAGCUUGGUGGUUUAGAACUGAUUGGCCCCCCAACUGAUCAGUUUUAUUCGACUAUCCAAUUGCUUGAAGAAUCUCUCAGAGAACUUCUUCCAGCAUACAUGGUUCCUUCUUUCUUUAUACCACUUGUUGAUGUUCCUCUUAGCUUGUCGGGCAAAGUGAAUCGUCGUCUACUCCGAGAUCAGUCCUCGAACUUGCCGCUCAAGAGACUAGAGCUAUAUCAGCUGAGAAAUAGGGCUUCGUCCACCGAGGAAGUUCCUGCCACGGUACAAGGCCGGGAAAUUCAACAAAUCAUAAGCCAAGCUCUCAACUUGGAUGUGAAAACACUUCCCAUGAACAGUAACUUUUUCGGCCUUGGAGGAGACUCAAUUUCGGCCAUGCGUGUUUCUAUGCUUGCAAAACGCAGGGGAAUUCACUUGACCGUCGCAGAUAUCUUUACGCAGCAAACUCUCUCCGAAAUAGCUUCAAAGUGCCUUGCAGACAACGGAGAUACCAGAAUAAGCUCUGCUCGUCAGUCUCUUUGCCGUGAACAGCCUGGAUCAAUCUUAAAUUCAUCACUUCAAUACAAAAUUUCUCAUACUAGACUCCCUUCUCGCCUGCCGCAGGGGAUUGUCGAUAACACUGAGGAAGCCAUGCCCGCCACUGAAUUUCAAACAAUGACACUCUACAACUUCUACAAUCGGUAUCUAUGGAUCUCACUGCCUAAAAUAGUUGAUCAAAAGCAGCUACUGAAUGCGUGCGAUCAGCUUGUUCAAAAACACUCCAUCUUACGCACUGUCUUUUACAAAAACGAUGACAACUCAAUUAUACAGCUGACUUUGCGCAAAGUCGACAUCAGCUUUACCCACUAUCAAAAUAUCGAGAAUUUGGAAAAUCAUCUCGCAGAGAAUUCUCUCGCCAUGGAGCCGCCUACAAAUGGCGAGAUUGGAUUUCAGGCACAGCUUGUGACCUUGAAGGAUUCCGAAAUGUUUCUAGCUCUGCGAUUACCUCAUGCCUUAUUCGAUGGGCUUUCACUCGGUAUCAUUUGUAGUGAUUUAAGUUCUGCAUACAGCGGAGAGCAGGUUCCACCUUGCGCUCAGUUUUCGGACCAUAUUCGACAUGUCUGGGGUAAAAGGACACCUGCAACCUACAAUGUAUGGAAGGAGGUGCUGGGAGAUGCCCCAAUGACCAGCUUGAGUCGCAAGCUUUUGCGCAACUGGAAUGGUUUCGACAAAAAGGAUGACACAAAAAUGAGUACAGAUUCGGAGCAGCCAAGCGUGGUGACAGCAAGAGCAGAGACCUUACCAAUCUCUCCUCCACCCAAUAUCACAUUGGCAACAUUGGUCAAACUGGCAUGGGCAAUCACACUCUCUCGACUAUUUACCUCUACCCAUGAAGAGAAUGAAUGCAAACAGAGCUUGGAAGAUGUUGUUUUCGGCCAGGUCGUACAUGGUCGAGGACUUGGAAUUUCCCAUGAAGACCGCAUUGUCGGCCCAUGUCUGAAUAUCAUCCCUGUGCGAGUACACUUCCUUCCACAGUCAAAUAAAUUCCAACUACUUGACCAGGUCCAGCAGCAGCAUGUUCAAACCAUGUCCGUUGAAAAUCUUGGACUUGGCGAAAUCGCCGAUAACUGCACGUCUUGGGAGGCUGGAACAAAAUUUGGAAGCUUUGUGAGGUUCCAAAACUUCAGCGAUGACGACGAAUUGACUUGUCGUUUUGAUGGAUAUACAUGUGAGACAGAUCUGUACAGUCUUCCGAAUCGACCAUCUAGUACGGCCAAUGUACUUGUGGUCCCUCAUGAACAAACAUUGACUAUCACUAUGACGGUAUCCAAUCUAGUAUUGGAUCAAGAGUCUGCGGAUUAUGUAGUUGGGUACUUCAGUGACGUGAUUGGAAGCCUGACAAAUGAAGAGGCAAUCGACAAAUAUCUUGUAUAG